AUGCCCGUUGCGAAUGGCUUCCAACAGGGUCACCCUGGCACCGAAUCUGAGAAUGUGCCAUCAAACAAUCCACUGCGAAACAGCGUGUCGAGGGAUCUGGCCGAUGUGAGACAGUUGUAUCGAUCGAUAUCGGGAGAGGGAUCACAUAAUGCAGCUGACGUGAAACGAUCAAAUAUCAAAAGGCCGUUGCACUCGCGUCAUGGUUCUUCUCACAUCAUAUCGAAUCCAAUGAGCUUUUUCAACUGGCGGGGCGAGGAUCCGCAGGAGUCGAGAUACAGUUCAGACGAAGAAGAACAACAAGAACAACAACAAGAACAACAACAGGAACUGGAAAAUGUUGCCCAAAGUUCACAAAGUCAGCAGGAUCAUCGACCAGGGAACCAGGUUGCACCUACAUCGCCUCAAUCACGGCGCUCCUCCACUAUGCAAAACUUUUCCAAAUUCGUUGCUAGAUCGAAUCAGCUGGAAUCGAAAAAGAAGAGAAAAGAUAAACUUGCUAGACCUCAAAUAAGGGAUUCGAACUAUACCUUCACAAACACCGACAUAAGAGCACAAAACCUAGUAAAUUCAUUUAUCAUCAAUGGUCCAUCCUUGGGAAUCAUGGCGUCGUGCUUGUUUGUGGAUGAUGGUGGUAUAGCCAGAGUGCCGUUGUUAUUUUCGCUCUUGGGGUUUACCCUUACUGACAUUUCUUCAAAUGAAUUCAGAAGGAAUAGGAAUUUUCGUAUCGAUUUGGAGUAUGGUGUUGGCGAUAAAAGUAUGAAAUGGAGUAUUGAAAGAACCGUGGCUGAUUUGGGUAUUUUACAUUCUCGUUGCAAACUUGACAACUGGAAAACUGUUUUUGGCACUAGAACAAAAUUGCCAAAGUUUCCCUUCCCGUCCUUUAAAGAUAGGAGAAGAAGAGCAAAAGCGUUGGACACGCAGAUGAACGGCGCCGCUCAUGGAGAUACAGAAUCAAUAGUGACGGCGCAAACCGGUGUUUCUAGAGUUAGACUGCGAUUGGAGAGUUUGACAUCAAUGGUUUCGCAUGGGCAGACAGACCCCGAGCAUCUUUCAGCUCAACGCGCAAAAAAUGCUGCAUAUAUGAAAGAAGUGGAAAACUACUUGAACGAGCUUAUUGAGUACGUUGCAUUAACGCCUUUGUCCAAUUUUGUUUUUAUGUUUUUCGAGAUCUCGCCUAUCUCAUCACUAUUGAAUUACGAGGGAUCAUUCCAAGGAAAGCAAGGUUCGAUUCACAUUGGCUCUUCAGCGAAAUCACAAGGAUGGAGAGUGGGUCAUUUCAAAGCUAAUGACUUGAAGGGUAUGUACGAUAGAAGGACAGAAAAAUGGAUGUUGGUUAGAAACAGCUAUGUCUUGUACGUCUCAGACAUAAACUCGACAACCCCGUUGGACGUCUUUUUGGUUGACUCGAAUUUCAAAAUUCAAACAAAGAGCAACGUGGUAAAGGAUGAUGACGAAGAUAUUGACGAAACAAUGGUUGACAACAAGUCUCAUCACACCAAAAUUUUCCCUCACUUGAAAAUUGUUUUGGAAAAUAGGGAAAGGAAAUUGGUGUUGAAUCCCAAAUCCUCGAGGGACCACAAGGCGUGGUUGGAAUCUUUCCGUAAAAUGCAGCACCAUACAGAAUGGGGCAAAAAACACCGUUUUGAUUCAUUUGCCCCAAUUAGACAAAAUUGCUUUGCACAAUGGUUUGUCGAUGGUAGAGACUACUUUUGGGCAGUUUCUGCUGCUAUUGAAAUGGCAAAAGAAACUGUCUACAUUCAUGAUUGGUGGUUGUCUCCAGAAUUGUAUUUGAGGAGACCUGCAUUAGGAAACCAGCAAUAUAGAAUUGAUAGGUUGUUGCAACGAAAGGCAAGAGAAGGAGUGAAAAUUUUUGUUAUUGUUUAUCGAAAUGUUGGUACGACUGUUGCCACAGACUCCUUAUACACUAAACAUUCCUUGUUGUGGCUCAAUGAGGAGAACAUUCACGUAAUUAGAUCACCUAAUCAGUUACUACAAAAUACUUUUUUCUGGGCUCAUCACGAAAAGUUGUGCAUUGUGGAUCUGACUUACGCAUUUUUGGGUGGUAUUGAUUUAUGCUAUGGUAGGUAUGACACAGCUGAUCAUGCUUUAACCGAUGAUUCUCCAGAAACAUUCGAGCAGUUUCAAGCGGACGACAAUGCUACUGUGGCUGAUCUAGAAAAUUUUCAAAUAUUUGUGGGUAAGGAUUACUCGAAUCCUAGGAUCAAAGAUUUUUUUGAAUUGGACAAGCCAUAUAAUUCAAUGUACAAUAGACAAACGACGCCGAGAAUGCCAUGGCAUGACAUCCACAUGAUGACGUACGGAAAAAUUGCUAGAGACUUGUCGCGUCAUUUUGUUCAAAGAUGGAAUUACCUAAUCAGGCAAAAGCGGCCAAGUCGAUUGACACCUUUGCUUGUGCCGCCGCCAGACUUCACUGAUGAGGAAGCCAUUAAUGCAGGGUAUAGUGGUACAUGUGAAGUACAAUUAUUGAGAUCUUCGGGGAAAUGGUCAUUGGGACUCGAAGAACAUGAGCAGAGCAUCCAAAAUGCUUAUUUAAAGUUGAUAGAAACCUCCGAACAUUUUGUUUACAUUGAAAAUCAAUUUUUUGUUACAUCGUGCUUCAUCGACGGUGUCGAAAUAAAGAAUAGAAUCGGUGAUGCUUUGGUUGAAAGGAUAAUUCGUGCACACCAGGAAGGUACCACUUGGAAGGCGAUGAUUGUCAUUCCUUUGAUGCCAGGCUUUGAAGCUCAAGUUGAUGAAGCAGAGGGGUCUUCGGUUCGUGUUAUUAUGCAAUGCCAAUUUAUGUCGAUUUCUAGAGGUGAAACCUCCAUCUUUGCCAAAUUGAGGAAAAAGGGUAUCAAUCCCGAAGAUUACAUUCAAUUCUUUUCGUUGAGAAAAUGGGGCAGAAUUGGUCCGCAACGAACUUUGAUUACUGAGCAGCUAUACAUACAUGCAAAGUGUAUGAUUGUUGAUGAUCGGUCCGUCAUUAUUGGAAGUGCCAACAUCAAUGAAAGGUCGAUGCGAGGAGUGAGAGAUUCUGAAGUUGCAGCUGUUGUCAGGGAUACUGAAAUGGUUUCAACUCGUAUGAAUGGUGAGCCGUAUAAGGCUGCUAGGUUUGCACACACUCUUCGAAUGAGAUUGAUGAGAGAGCACCUUGGUGUUAGUAUUGAUAUCCUAGAUACAGUUGAGCGUCGCUUCAAGAGGUUUGAAAAAUUUGCAAAAACUAAAGAGGGGUUAAAGUUUGCUACCAACAAGUUCAGCGAGAAAAGCUAUUGUGUUAAUUCAGCAAUGGUAGAGAUAGCUUCCAGAGAUGUGUUGAAUGAAAGGGAGGGAACAAGAAGGUGGAAGGAUUCCAUCAACAUUUCAGAAUUGGAUGAAACAGUAGCCAAAGUGGAUUACGAGGAAGAAAUCGAUGACGCGCCAAAGCCGCUUGAUCUACCAACGAUGUUCAAUUACAGAACUGGCCCCAAAGAGGCUAAUGUUGGUGUGCGUGAUAAGAAAAAGAAGUCUUAUGACAACCGCGUGCAGCACAAUGAACAACACAAAGAGGACGUACGUGGUUAUGGUUUCGACAAAUACCAGUCAGAGUUCUCAAAGAGAGCUCGUUUGUCAAGCAGCAAGUUUUUACAAGAGAAAGCACUUCAAGUAAUGGAAUCGGCCACGCCAAAAACCAGUUUUGUACCUCUGUAUGAAGAUGUGCUUGACUUUUUGAAUUGCGAUGAUGCACAGGUUGCCGCAAACAACGACAAAGAAUCGGAGAAACUCAUCAACGAACGCAAUCGAGAACGUUGGCUUUUGUUGAAAAAAGUAUCGUACUUGCAAAGGGUGGCGGCGAGUGAGAUGCAAUAUGUUGCUGCAGAGAACAAGAAGCGUGCCAACGCCGGGUUGUCACCAUUGAAAGUGUCUACAGAAAUGAACGGAACUUUAACAGAAGCUGACGAAACGUCGGUGGACGACAAGCCGAGCCCUGAAGAGGCAGUGAGAAGUGGCUUAGAAGCUGGAACUCCAGUUUCCUGUAGUGACAAAGAAAUCACUGACAUUAUUGAAACCAUUUCCUCUCCAGAUGCUGAUAGUGCCAAUUCAUUUAUUGACCCUUACGAGUUUGAAGAUCCGUUGAACCCUGAGUUUUAUGAACUUCUAUGGUUUGAAAUUGCAAGGAAAAAUACGGACAUAUUUCGAAUGGUUUUCCAUUGUCAACCAGACGAUGCUGUGGCGCGGUGGUCCGACUACACAAACUUUGCCAAAUUACAAAGCAAGUUCAUGAAAGGACAAGUAGCAACUGGAGAAUCGACUUCUGGCUCCAAAUCUGAAUCAAGCGAACUAAAGGACGACAUUCUCCAUCUUGGAAACAAUGUAGAACGCUCCAUUGACGAAUUGGAAGAGGAUUUGGGGGUUUUGGGAAGAGUUCCUCCAGAGAAGAAAGAGCUGGAUGAAACAGCGACAAAUGAAAAUAAGAUGCGCCACAAGUUGACCAGAAAGUUCAGCUCGGUUCCCAGCAAACCGGUGAAAAAUGGAUCUAAAAAGGGUGAAGACGAAGGAGGAGGAGGAGGAGGAGAAGGAGGAGGAGAAGGAGGAGGAGAAGGAGGAGGAGAAGGAGGAGGAGAAGAAGAAGAUGAUCUUGAUCAUGAUCAUGGUCAUCAUGGUGAUGGUGAUGGUGAUGGUAUUGGUAAAAAGAGUUCCGAAGCUAAUGGAGAUCUCCUCCAUGACGAUACCGAGCCGGAUUCAGUUGGCGAGUCACCAACCCAACCUUCAAGAAAAGAUAGCGGAGCUGCUAGAGCCCAUGAAAAGUACCGCAAGAAUAGAGCUACGAACUUUGCUACCCGCAGAAGAAUGAUGUCCGGAGAGUUGGUUUAUGACAAGGAAACAGCAGAGAAGUUGUUGAGUAACGUGAAAGGUCACUUGGUACUAUUCCCAGCGCAAUGGCUUGAUGUCGAGUUAGAAAAUGACAACUGGUUUUACAAUACCGAUAGAAUUCCACCAAUGGAAAUUUACGAUUAG
Molecule: messenger RNA, 4995 nt
Organism: Lodderomyces theae
Lineage: Eukaryota; Fungi; Ascomycota; Pichiomycetes; Serinales; Debaryomycetaceae
Gene: PLD1
Product: phospholipase D
Exons: 1
Coding region: 1-4995 (1664 amino acids)
Biological process (GO): intracellular signal transduction; phosphatidic acid biosynthetic process; cell motility
Molecular function (GO): D-type glycerophospholipase activity
Source: RefSeq, a predicted model, not a curated record